ACAUACCAACUAAUGUCAGAUAAUUGGUUCCUGCAUGCUCCAAGUACAUUGAUCAAUGCUGGUACAUGUAAACCACAACUUGCAAGUUCAUUUUGCCUUCCUGUAUCAGACAGUGUCACUGAAAUAUAUGACACUGUGAAACGAUGUGCAUUGAUUUGUAAACACAGCGGAAACAUUGGACUAGGUGUACAGAAUAUUAGAGCUUUAGGUAGUUAUAUAUCAGGGACGAAUAGCGAUGCGAAGAGUAUCAUUCAGAAUUUGCGCAUCUUUAACGCAAUGGUAUGUCAUGUAGACAGUGGUGUAGACAGUGGUGGUAGACAGAUCCAUGGCAGAGUUACAGUGUACAUAGAACCGUGGCAUGCGGAUAUCUGUGAUUAUUUGGAUGCUAAGAAACAAUCAGGAAAGGAAGAAUUAAGAGCUCAUAACUUAGACUAUGCUCUGUGGAUUCCUGAUCUAUUCAUGAAACGUGUUGAAACCAACCAAGAUUGGACAUUGAUGUGUCCGAAUGAAUGUCCUGGUCUUGAUGAAGUCUGGGGGAAAGAAUUUGAAGACCUCUAUCUGAAAUAUGAGAGUGAUAACUGUUGUAGAAAUACAAUUAAAGCACAAGAACUGUGGAAGCGUAUCAUUGAAGCACAGACAGAAACUGGUACACCAUACAUGCUGUAUAAAGAUGCUUGUAACAGAAAAUCCAACCAUCAGAAUUUAGGAACAAUAAAAUGCAGUAACCUUUGUACUGAGAUUGUGGAAUUCAGUUCUCCAGAUGAG
This is a messenger RNA of Saccoglossus kowalevskii, 765 nucleotides long. Its product is annotated as ribonucleoside-diphosphate reductase large subunit-like. Gene Ontology annotation, biological process: deoxyribonucleotide biosynthetic process. NCBI's taxonomy places the organism in Eukaryota, Metazoa, Hemichordata, Enteropneusta, Harrimaniidae. Gene Ontology annotation, molecular function: ATP binding; ribonucleoside-diphosphate reductase activity, thioredoxin disulfide as acceptor. Gene Ontology annotation, cellular component: ribonucleoside-diphosphate reductase complex. The record is from RefSeq and is a predicted model, not a curated record.